Messenger RNA from Penicillium cataractarum, 726 nucleotides. RefSeq names its product PSME3-interacting protein. Gene Ontology annotation, cellular component: nucleus. NCBI's taxonomy places the organism in Eukaryota, Fungi, Ascomycota, Eurotiomycetes, Eurotiales, Aspergillaceae. The record is from RefSeq and is a predicted model, not a curated record. The transcript has 2 exons. The coding region runs from base 1 to 726 and encodes 241 amino acids.
AUGUCGUCCGGUUUCGUGUCCGCCGGGACGAACGAGGAGCCUGUGGAGCGUGAUGAUGCUUGGGUAAGGGCGCAGAAGGAGUUGGAGGAGGAGCGACGGCGGAAAGCCGAGGCUGGGCAGCAGAAGGAUGGGAAGAGUCUUUUUGAGGUGCUACAACAGAACAAAAUGGCGAAACAAGAACAAUUCGAAGAGAAAAUGCGACUAAAGAACCAAUUCCGCGCGCUGGAUGAAGACGAGGUAGACUUUCUAGAUUCCGUGCUGGAGUCAACUCGCGCUCAGGAAGAGGCUGUGAAAAAAGAUACGGCCGAUCAGCUGGAGGUCUUCCGGAAGCAGCGUGAGGAGGCGGAGAAGGCGAUGCUGGGGCCUACCACGUCUGAUGUGACUCCUGCGCCUGCGGAGGAGGAGGAUUGGGCUAUUCCGGCGAGGAAGAGGAGGAGGGAUAAGGGGAAGGACUCGUUGAUUCCGGGGAAGAAGCGUAAAGCUUCGCUCACGGAGGGUGGUGAGACUGCGGCGAAGAAUGAGGUAGCAUCUACCAAGGCUACGUCUACGCCUGGGACCAAUGCUCAGAGCCCGAAGACGGCUGGAAAUGCUGUCAAGGCUGUAUCGGAGACGAAGGCACAGUCGAGCAUACCAGAAAAGACUACGACAGAUACCAAGCAGCCAGCUAAACCAGCACCGGCCGGGCUGGGACUGGUAGGAUAUGGAUCAGACUCGGAUUCAGAAUGA